ACAGACACCAUGGAGAAACCGUGGAAAUGUGGAGCCUGUGGGAAGGGAUUCAGAUCCCCAUCUGUGUUGGAAAUUCAUCAAUGCAGUCACACUGGGGAGAGGCCAUUCGCCUGCUCAGAGUGUGGGGAUUCACGCGACUAACCCACCUCACUGCACACCAACUUGCUCACUCUGACAUGAGACCUUUUAAAUGUUCCAACUGCGAGAAGAGCUUUAAAAGAAAACAAAAUCUGCUGACUCACCAGCGAGUUCACACUGGGGAGAGGCCAUUCACCUGCUCCGAGUGUGGGAAGGAAUUCACUCAGUUAUCCAGCCUUCAGUUACACUGGCGAGUUCACACUGGGGAGAAACCAUUCGCCUGUCCUGAGUGUGGGAUGGCAUUCACUCAGUUAUGCAAACUGUCGGAUCAUCAGAGAGUUCACACCGGAGAGAGACCGUUCACCUGCUCUGUGUGUGGGAAGGGAUUCGCUCAGUUAUCCACCUUGCUGAGACACAAGCGCAUUCACACUGGGGUGAGACCAUUCACCUGCUCCAAGUGUGGAAAGGGAUUCACUCAGCUCGCCCAACUUACUUCACACCAACGUGUUCACUCUGACACGAGACCUUUUAAAUGCACCAACUGUGAGAGGAGCUUUAAAGGCAAAAUGGAUCUGCUGACUCACCAGCGCACUCACACUGGAGAGAGGCCAUUCACCUGCUGUGUGUGUGGGAAGGGAUUUGUUCUGCAUUCCCUCAGGCUGAAACACCAGCGCAUUCACACCAGGGAAAAAUCUUUCAACUGCUCCAUGUGUGGGAAGGGAUUCUCUGGUUCAUCAACUCUGCAGACACACCAGCAAGUUCACAAGUUGCAGGGGUUGGAUUCUGCUCUUAUUGCUGCUGUUAAUCACAUCCAGGAGUGAACCAUGUUUGUUCUGAAAGUUGGAGUUUGUUUCAGUUGAUAUUAAUAAUCUCUGUA
Carcharodon carcharias (great white shark) is the source of this 955-nucleotide messenger RNA. Its product is annotated as zinc finger protein 239-like. The transcript has a single exon. Gene Ontology annotation, biological process: regulation of transcription by RNA polymerase II. Gene Ontology annotation, molecular function: RNA polymerase II cis-regulatory region sequence-specific DNA binding; DNA-binding transcription factor activity. The record is from RefSeq and is a predicted model, not a curated record. Bases 27 to 899 code for a protein of 290 amino acids. NCBI's taxonomy places the organism in Eukaryota, Metazoa, Chordata, Chondrichthyes, Lamniformes, Lamnidae.